AUGAUCAUUUUAUGGUUGGUCGGGAUUUCCUUGGCAUAUUCGCAGAAUGUCGAAAAAUCCUUUUUCACGCAUAAUGAGACUAAUUAUCACCAGAAACAAUGCGGAUUCCAUUAUUUGCCAUCAGCUGCCGGAAAAGGUCCAUCAUUUGUUAUAAUGGGAGGAAAACUGGUGAAUGCGAACGAAUAUCCGUUUGCUGUUCACUUAGAUAAUAAUGGAGCGUUCUGCUCUGGUGUACUAAUAUCAAAACACUAUGUGCUGACAGUCGCUCACUGCAUUGUAACCCUGGAAAAUAUUAAACAAAGGAGUCAGAUUUGUAAAGGAGGACACAUUAAACCAGAAAGAAAUGGGAAAAUUUUCAUCGAACCAAAGUCCCUGAAAAUUUAUCCAGGAUCCAGAUGCCCUAAGCCGGAAUUUUGCAAACCUAAGAGAACUGUAUACAAGAGUAUAUCGGCACAUCCUCAUCCAGAAUUUAACCUUUGCAAUCUUGAAAACGAUAUAGCACUAAUUGAACUCGAGGGAGAUGUCUCAGAGGAAGACGGAGCACCCAUCUGUUUGCCGGAGAAGGACGAAAAACUUUCUGGAACCUUAUCCGCGGUCGGGUACGGGUAUGACCCAAUGGCCAAAGAUCCGCUGGCGCCCGCAUUGCGAGUAGUGAGGUUCAAGAAAUACAGUGAGAAGAAUGGUGUAAUUAUCACUAUUGAUCCGAGAAGGGAUUCGUGCAAGGGUGACAGUGGCGGUCCACUGUUUAAGAACAAGAAUGGCUUAUUAACACUGGUUGGAAUCACUUCUCACGGAGGGUCAUGUUUUCUACAAAGCAGAGAAAGAAGAGGCCACUACACUGACGUGCGAAAACACGUUAAUUGGAUUUGUGAAAAUUCAAAUGUUUGCCAUAACAUCGGUGACGAUCGAUCCGGAUCCGAAGAAUACGAGGAUAACGAUGAAACAGAGGACUAG
Necator americanus (New World hookworm) is the source of this 954-nucleotide messenger RNA. RefSeq lists its product as uncharacterized. The transcript is spliced from 9 exons. The coding region runs from base 1 to 954 and encodes 317 amino acids. The record is from RefSeq and is a predicted model, not a curated record. Gene Ontology annotation, biological process: proteolysis. Lineage: Eukaryota; Metazoa; Nematoda; Chromadorea; Rhabditida; Ancylostomatidae. Gene Ontology annotation, molecular function: serine-type endopeptidase activity.